Molecule: messenger RNA, 1495 nt
Organism: Aspergillus aculeatinus CBS 121060
Lineage: Eukaryota; Fungi; Ascomycota; Eurotiomycetes; Eurotiales; Aspergillaceae
Product: NAD(P)-binding protein
Exons: 5
Coding region: 1-999 (332 amino acids)
Source: RefSeq, a predicted model, not a curated record
AUGCCACCGACACCGUAUACAUCCCAAACCACCGUCGAAGAGGCCUGCACUGCGCUCGCGGAGCAUAUCUGCGGGAAAAGAGUCCUCAUAACCGGGCCCACGCCCACCUCCAUCGGCGGCGCGACAGCCCUCGCUCUCGCCAUGCUGCCGGCCACGCACCACCCCUCCCUCCUUUUCCUGGCUGGCAGGACCCCUGCCACAUUGGAGACAAUCACCGCAAGCAUCGCCGAGAGAGCACCCUCCCUCCGGGUCAGACCUGUGGUCCUGGAUCUUGCGAGCCAGAAGAGUGUGCGUCGCGCGGCUGAGGAGGUCCUGGCAGACACUGGUGGCGUGGAUGUCAUCAUCAAUAAUGCGGGGGUGAUGGCCUGUCCGUAUGCCACGACGGAGGAAGGGGUGGAGUUGCAGUUCGGGACGAAUCAUGUGGGGCAUUUAUUGCUCACGAAUCUGCUGAUUCGGGAGAUGCUGGAGCGGAACGGUAACAGGGGGAAGGAUGGGGAGGUGGUUAGGGUGGUUAAUGUGAGUAGUGCGGGGCAUAAGAGGGGGGAGGUGAGGUUUGGGGAUGUUGGGUUUGAGGAUGGAAGCGUUUACGACAAGUGGCAGGCUUAUGGGCAGAGUAAGACGGCGAAUAUGCUGUUCUCCGUGGCUCUGGCGGGGAAACUCGGAGGUCGUGGGGUGAUUUCGGUUAGUCUCUACCCUGGUAGGGUUCUGUCGGGCAUUGCGAGGCAUUUGGUGUUGGAGGAAUUUGUGAAGGCUGGAUGGAAGACCGAGGAUGGAAAGGUCGUUGAUGACACGAAGUUGAAUUGGAGAUCAUUGAGCCAGGCAGCCGCGACGUUGAUUGUGGCCGGGUUUGAGCCGAGUAUUGCUGAGAGCAAUGGGUCGUACCUGGUCAAUAACCAGAUUGCUGAUGACCAGGCUGCUGCGUAUGCUCUAAGUCGAGACAACGCGGAGAAGCUGUGGGCUCUCACGGAGGAACUGGUCGGGGAGAAGUUCGACCUUUGAGCUGUAAAUUUGAUCUCAAUGUGCCGAUCAAGCAAGUCUGUUGUUUGCCACUGUCAUGUUUGCUCGAUCUUACCGGACUGAGCAUAUCUGCCGUGCAGCUAAAGAGGUUGCUGCGGCCAGAAUAGCAGUCCCCAGCCCCAGGCCCGCACAUCCGGCGUGGCACUGGUUGAUACGAGUAGUAAAGUAGUGGCACAGAUUCUCAGCCUUCUUCAGCCGCUGUGGCAAGGUGGUCGAUGCUUCAAACUGCCCGGAUCGCUUGAGCGUCUGGAAAAUCUCGGUUAGGGACGCAUAGACGGCUACCAUACCAAGCCAAUACAGCAGCACAAGCGGUAUGAUCGAAGGAUUUGAGAACGCCAAUAUAUCUCCAGAUGCAGAAGCUCUUGCCGCCACGACUGAUGCUCGAGACACAUACGGUGGGCCUUCGUUCUCCAACUCCAGCCCUCGGUACUAAUCGAGCAUUUGUCCUUCGUGGAACAAUGCAUUUCGCAUCAGACGG